UCCACGGGAUCCAGAAACUUAUGCAUUCGGGAUUAAAUAUGAUAAGAAUACGACCGUUGACGAGUUCAAAGAUGCUAUCUUAAUUAAAAAGAAGAAUGCUUUUGCCAACAUUGAUUUUCCUGAUCUCACUUUGUAUCAAGUCGAUAUUGAUCUUAAUACGCAAAACCCCCAACGAACCGCUCUUGGAAAUUGA
Messenger RNA from Acaulospora morrowiae, 193 nucleotides. The record is from the annotation of a GenBank genome assembly. Lineage: Eukaryota; Fungi; Glomeromycota; Glomeromycetes; Diversisporales; Acaulosporaceae.